Molecule: messenger RNA, 657 nt
Organism: Blastocystis hominis
Lineage: Eukaryota; Bigyra; Opalinata; Blastocystidae
Exons: 4
Coding region: 205-657 (150 amino acids)
Source: RefSeq, a predicted model, not a curated record
GAUCUUCCAAAACUCAUCUCCUUUUACCUAGGCGAUGGAUCCUUCGUUGGUUCUCCCACCUUUAUCCCCUCGAACUUGAGUUCCUUACAGUCGAUAGAGAUCGGAAACGAAUGCUUUAUGAAAACAAGGAAAUUCACAAUCGACGGAUUGAACGCUUUGCAAUCGCUCUUUAUCGGCGAGUACUCCUUUACAAAAAAUAAAGACAUGUGGGACAGUGAUUGGUCUCGAGCAUUCACAUUGAAAAACUGCGCUGCAUUGGAAACGAUCGAAAUUAGAUACAUGAGUUUUGCGGAUUAUGCGGGACCCUUCGAAUUCAAAAACCUUCCCGCAUUGCGAUCAAUCCGGCUGGGAUCUCCCUCACUCCAAUCCACUAAUUUCAAUUACCAAUCGUUUAUUCUUCGAGAUUUUCCCAACCUGGAAGAGCUUUGGAUGGGUUCAAAAGCUUUUGAUGAGUCUCUUCAUACGGUUAUAGAAAAUCUCCCGAAACUGAAAAAGAUCGAACUACGCACACAUGCGAUUGCUGGAGUAAGAGAUAGAUACGACUGCACGCUGGUAAUGCGAAAUUUGGAGAGUUUGGAGACGCUCAGCGCGAGUGCCUUUAGCUUGUUAUAUCAGUACAAUGUAACAAUGGAAAGUACGUUGGAUCGCUCAGAAUAA